CCGGCGGCUAAACUCGCAAAAAAACCCCUUCCCCUCUUCCCCCGAGGGUACUGCAUGUAAACGACUUGACCUCGACGUCUCCCGUAGAACUCUCUGCCCUUGCGACGGUCGAGCACCCAAGACGAAAGGAUGGCCUCAACACAGAUCGAGAGCUCGCACGCAGUGCCGAUGUCCGCGACGGUGUCUACAGCUCACUACCGCUCGUCGAAGCGGCCCGUCCCGACCGAUCUCAAGGGCAAACCGAUCCCUCAGAAAGAAAGAUGGUUGUACGCGACAACAGCCCUCGGUGGCAACGGAUCAAAGCUUCGCUCUCUGACCGCCAACAUUGUUCUCAUCUCGUCGUUCGUACUCUUCAAUUCUUCCUCGUAUGGUCGCAGUGUGUACGACAACCUCGAGCGCACCUAUGGAGAGUACAACUUGAAUCUAUGGGGUACCUUUAUCAUCACGUCUGUCUUCUUCUGGGUCUGGGGUGCCGUCUUCGCACUCCCGGACCUGACGGGAUGGCCAAGAUGGUUGUUCCAAUACAAGACCCAGCCCUUUGUUCGCGUGAGCGGACGAGAUUACUUGCGCAUAUUUGCCAUCGGGCUACGGAACCAGUUCCUCGUCGCCCUACCCCUCAUCUUCCUCACCGUUCAUGUCGGCCAAAUCAGGCCAGUCAGCUCGGCUGCGCUGCCAGGCCCAUUCCGGACCGUCGCCACCGUCAUCUUCGACAUGCUCUGCACAGAAGUCGGCUUCUACUACAUCCAUCGGUCGUUUCACUCCAAGCGUCUCUAUUCCCUGUUCCACAAGCAGCACCACGAGUUCAUCGCGCCCGUGGGAAUAGCCUCGACGUACUGCACGAUUACGGAGCAUGUCUUCUCGAACCUAUUGCCCAACGUCCUCGGCGCGCUGAUUGUGCCGCAUCACUGGGCACAGCAGGUUUUCAUCUUUGUCUCCCUCGAGUUUGGGACGAUCUGCGCUCAUUCUGGCUACAACAUCCCAUGGAUGUCCUCCAAUCUGCAGCACGACUUCCACCACUUUGCCUUUGACGAAAACUUUGGGCCGACGGGGCUGCUGGAUGCGUUUCACCAGACCAACGCCAAGUACAAGAAGACGCUGCAGGAGGCUAGGCAAAGGACGGACGGAGAUGAGGAGCGAGCGAGGCGGAUCGUUCUCGAGAGACUCGCAACUAUCGAAAGCGAAGAUGCGGCAGCCAAGCGCAAGUGA
This is a messenger RNA of Purpureocillium takamizusanense, 1206 nucleotides long. RefSeq lists its product as uncharacterized. Gene Ontology annotation, molecular function: iron ion binding; C-4 methylsterol oxidase activity. The record is from RefSeq and is a predicted model, not a curated record. The transcript has a single exon. Gene Ontology annotation, biological process: sterol biosynthetic process. NCBI's taxonomy places the organism in Eukaryota, Fungi, Ascomycota, Sordariomycetes, Hypocreales, Ophiocordycipitaceae. Bases 130 to 1206 code for a protein of 358 amino acids.